Molecule: messenger RNA, 426 nt
Organism: Mesorhabditis belari
Lineage: Eukaryota; Metazoa; Nematoda; Chromadorea; Rhabditida; Rhabditidae
Source: the annotation of a GenBank genome assembly
AUGUUUCUCCGUGGACUCGUUUUCGUCGCUUUGCUUGGAGUCGGAUUUUGCUUGCUGGGAAUCGGUGAACAACAAUCUGCGUCUGUAACAGGCCUUCUGAAGUGCAAUGGAAAGCCAUAUAGCGGCGCAUUGAUCAAGCUUUAUGAUAAAGAUAAACUCGGAAAAGACGAUCUUUUGGGAAGCUCAAAGAGUGACGCUGAUGGAUCCUAUGCUGCUUCGGGACAUGCUCGUGAAAUCCUCUCGAUUGACCCAAAAAUCAACAUCUACCAUGAUUGCAAUGAUGGAACAAAGCCUUGUCAACGAAAAUUCCACAUCAAGAUCCCCAAGGAUUAUAUCAGCAGUGGAAAGACACCUGAAAAGGUUUUCGAUGCUGGCACCCUCGAAUUGGCCGGACAUUUCCACGGGGAAACGCGUGAUUGCCUCCAU